AGAGAGAGAGAGAGAGAGAGAGAGAGAGAGAGAGAGAGAGAGAGAGAGAGAGAGAGAGAGAGAGAGAGCUGGAGCACUUUCCAAAUGGAUAUAAGGCAGAAUAAGUGCAUAAUUCGAUAUAAUAUUUUUUUCUAACGAUACAAAGAUGUGUAGAAUAAAUUAAAAGUUUACUACCAUAUCUCGCUUAACCUUAUUUCGGUAAUACAUUUUACAUUUUACAUUUUUGGUAGUACAUACACAAUUGUGCAAGAGGUCUAUAAGCAUAAAUUGCUAUGCUCCGUUAUGAAAACGCAUAAAAAAAUUAAGUUCGCCGAAGAGUCAUAUAACACAGAAAUAAUUUAGAGAAAAGCGAGAAAAUUUGAAAACUGAGGGAGACACUAUCACCAGUGAAAAAAUGGCGGACUGUGAGAAAGAGGAGGCUCAUAAUCUCCAAAUGGAAUUUGAAUGGCUCCUACAUGAAGAAGUUCAUUCUUCAUUAUUCCAACUUCGCAAUAUCUUAAUGGAAUGUGCACAGCGAUUUCCAUUGGCCGUUUUUGGUAAUGAUCAACUCAAUAAGACAGACAGAUUUGUAUUUGCAGCUCCACAUGAUCAAGUAAAGUGUGUCGCAGUACUUACUGGUGAUAGUAUCACAAAUGCAGAAGUUAAUUUCAAAGUACAACGUCAACCAAAUGUUAGCAUGAGAACAAGUAUAGUAAAUGAACAUCCCUGGAAAUUACAACAAAUACAAGAUGCCGCUAAUCAUUUACAACAAGCUAUUGCACAUAUUGAUAAUGUUGAUCGGCAUUAUCUUUUCAAAACAUCAGACGAAGUUAUGCAUGUACUAGGUAAUAUAUUAGGUAGUCUUCAACGGAGUAGAACUAGUUUAAUUGUUCCUAGAAAGAAAACCAUUGAUGAUCUCAUCAAAAGUCGUAAUAUGAAGUCUUUAAGUCCUAAUCUUCCGGAGAAUUUAGCUAUUAGCUUUUACAUUCAAAGCUAUAAACUGGUUUUAGCAGUCUAUCAAUUAGAAAAUGCACAUGGUAGUGUUAAACAUGAGACUCAACAAGCAGAAUGUAGUGUACCAUGGUUAAAUGAUGCAUUGGUACUUUUAACCAUAGCAUUACAACUUUGUCAACGUCUGAAAGAUAAGGUUUGUGUUUUCUCUCUGUAUAAAGAUUUUACGGUGAGCACACAUGUUCCUUCAACUACCAAUUGGUAACCUUAGAUAUAAUUUUAUCUUCAAAAUACUGUAUUAUAAAAAUGGUGCUAUAUAAGGAUUAUUGUUUCUAGUUAGUUGCUAGUUCAAUAAGUCAAUAGUGCUUGUUAAAGUCAUUGUAUGGACAGAGGAUGGCAUCUCUUUUAUUAUUUUAACUGCUAUCGCGCACGGAACUUGUUCUUACAAAUUUCAGAAGUAAUUAUUUAUAGUACGUGCCUAGAAUAAUAUUAUAAUAAUUUAAUAUUUCACUGUAAAAAACUAGAAGAUGGAGGUGUAAAAUCAAAAAUUGUAUUCCCAUGUUAUUUUGCACAUUACAUAAAAAUUACCAACUACAUACAGCAGAAAGAGGAAACUCAAGUAUUUUGCCAAUUAUGUGUGUGCCUAAAGUUGUAUUGUAAUACUUCUUUCCUUUAAGUAUUUUAUAUAUUUCCAAAUUUAACAAAUUUUUGAUAGAAGAUUGCAUCUUCUACUCAAACAAGUCUAAGUUGAUCGAAGCACUUUCUAAUGUUACUUUUAAGGAAUUUUUUUCGGUCAGAAUUGUUUCGUAAGAUGGAUCCAUGUAAAAAACAUUUUGAAAAAAAGGAAAAAAGGGAAUUUUUUUAUUUAAAUUCAUUUUGACAAAAGUUCCCUAAAUAGAAAUAUUACAUAAAACCAAUUUUUUGUAGAAAAUAUUACAAGUAUUGAUGGUAUUGUUCCAAAUAAAAAUAAUCAAUUUUUAUUAUUACAUACUU
Molecule: messenger RNA, 1923 nt
Organism: Vespa mandarinia (Asian giant hornet)
Lineage: Eukaryota; Metazoa; Arthropoda; Insecta; Hymenoptera; Vespidae
Gene: rogdi
Product: rogdi atypical leucine zipper
Cellular component (GO): RAVE complex
Source: RefSeq, a predicted model, not a curated record